Molecule: messenger RNA, 906 nt
Organism: Seminavis robusta
Lineage: Eukaryota; Bacillariophyta; Bacillariophyceae; Naviculales; Naviculaceae
Source: the annotation of a GenBank genome assembly
AUGACAGCAACCAUACCGAAUCGAAGGCGGACAAGAAGGGGUUGUUCCACAAAGACUAUCCUGUUCAAAGCGACACUGUAUGGCUGCGCCUUGAUGUCGUUGGUUGCCCAUGGCGAACCGCAGGCGUUGAUCAGGUCACCGUGGAAUGUGGAACCGUGGAAUUUGCUACCCUUUGCAUUCCAUACUACAGCCCAAAAUCAACGAGAGAGUGUUGUUUCAUUCCAUAACGACUGGAAGCAUCACCAACAGCAGCAGCAAUAUGACCCAAGUCACGAUGCUUUUCGUGAUAGUGUUUCCUCAUUGUUCGGGCCUUUCCCUGAAGGAGCACCUUCCUUUGGGUUUCCCGAUGCAAUUUUUCACGCUUUAUCAGAUGACGGCUUGUUGUCUCUUGAACUGUCAGUUCUUUCUGAUCUGAACGACUAUGGUGGCAGCUCCGAAGCUUGGACUUUCGUCAAUUGCGAAUUGGAAUGGGGCGACGAGCAAACUAUUUGGACGGAUGAAAGCACUGGCCAUGUGCUGCCAGACCCAACCGAUGUACCGAUAGUAGAAACAAGUCAUCUCGAGCAACUGGUUCAUGGCAUGGAACCAAUCAAGCUCUUUCAUUUUGACCUUCCCUCGGAUGAAUUGCCUCCAUCACACGCAGAGGAGCCUCCUUCCUUUCUGCCUCUGUGGUUUGAGGAUUACUGGCAGUACGACUCUCACUCCUGUGAUUCCUCCCUGCCAGAGUUUUUGCCAUUUACGCCAUUUCCAACCAUGUUCCCUUAUUUCGAAUCCUGCGGCGGGAGCGUUUACUACGGAGGACACAAUAGUACCACUACCGCGAGAAGCUCUUCUUCUACGAUUGCCUCCGAAGAGGAGCUUGACGACGACAGCCUUUCUGUGGAUACCGACGGCAACGAAGGUUGA